Messenger RNA from Onychostoma macrolepis, 3496 nucleotides. RefSeq names its product testis-expressed protein 47. The coding region runs from base 1623 to 2426 and encodes 267 amino acids. Lineage: Eukaryota; Metazoa; Chordata; Actinopteri; Cypriniformes; Cyprinidae. The transcript is spliced from 7 exons. The record is from RefSeq and is a predicted model, not a curated record. Gene Ontology annotation, molecular function: FAD binding; blue light photoreceptor activity.
AACACACACUCGAUUACACACUAACACACUCGAGUACACACUAACACACACUCGAUUACACACUAACACACACUCGAGUACACACUAACACACACUAACACACUCGAGUACACACUACAACACACUCGAGGACAAUACAUGCUAAAACACACUCGAUUACACUCUUCAGCUCAGUGCAUCUUCAAAAUCCAAGCACUUCUGUGACCCAGCAGUUGUUUUUACACACUACAACACACUUGAGUACACGCAAACACACACUUGAGGACACACUACAACACACUCGAGUACAUACUAACACACACUCGAGUACACACUAACACACACUUGAGGACACACUACAAAACACUCGAUUACACACUAACACACACUCGAUUACACACUAACACACACUUGAGUACACACUAACACACACUCAAUUACACACUAACACACACUCAAUUACACACUAACACACACUUGAGUACACACUACAACACACUCGAUUACACACUUCAGCUCAGUGCAUCUUCAAAAUCCAAGCACUUCUGUGACCCAGCAGUUGUUUUUAUCAAAACUCACAGAUUUGUGAGAAUUUUAUGUAUUGGAAUUUUUUUUUCUUUCCUACUUUUUAAAUGUAUUGAAAUAUAGAUUUUAUUAUUUUACCCUUUUGCCAGAACUAAAUCUAAAAAAAAUAAAAUAAUUAUUUGAUACUGAAAUACAUCUGAAAGAAAACUAAAUAUUAAUAGAUGAAAAAAUUAAACUGACAAUAACCUCAACUGAUUAAGUUAAUGUUGAAGUGCUAAAAUUACUCAAAUUAAAAUAAAACAAAGUUAAAUCUACAUAGAAAAAAGCUGAAAUAAAGCAAAAUAUAAAUAUUAGACAAAAAACUUACACUUAAAAAACUUUAAAAAUUGGAAAUGUUGCCUUUGCAACUAAAUUAAAUGAAUGCAUUGAAGUACUAAAAUUACUAAAAUAAAAAUAAAUAUACACAAAAAAGACCAAAGCACAUAGCAAAAUUAUUAAAUAAAAAUAAAAAUACACAAAAAGACCAAAGCACAUAGCAAAAUUAUUAAAUAAAAAUAAAAGCUAAAUUGUUAAUAUAAACUAUAACAGUAUAUAAAUACUAAAAUAAGACUUGUCCCAACUUUCAGUCUUAAAAUAUUAAACUCAAUCUUAAAAAUAUUACUCCUCAAAAUUUUCUAAACAAAGAAUGCAAUAAAUUAAAGAAUAAAGGUAAAUAUCAGUAUUGUUCAAGUGUGCAUCAUUUCCAUUUAAGCUGUAAUUUAGUCAAAUUGCAUGAAGUAUGACUUCCAUAUAUGCUACCUAUCAAAUGAGUCUGAGUAAGACAAAUUUGGCCAUUUGAUUAAAAUAAAUAAAUAUAUAAAAUGUCAUUUCCAUCACAGAACAAAUGGUGAUUUUUUUUUUUUUUUUGUGUGAAGGAAAUGACAAUUUACAUGCAUGGAUACUGACUAACUGAAUUGUGAGAGUUUCAAAAGAUGCUUAUUUUCUGAAAAGUGCCAUAGUUGAAGAGACACACAUGAGCAUCUGAUGAUCACAAAUAUGCUGUCAUACUCAAAUCAGACGUGUAGUUUCCCAGCUUUUGUUGCCCCCGGGGCAGGAGCUCACGUCUCCAGGAGAUUCACAUGGAGCUGGUAAACAGUGAGGGAGGGUUAGUUACCGUCAGACAGAAGAGCAGCAGCAUGGAGAAACACACGCAGAGCUGCAGCGCAGCAGGAGACGAUGAGAGCAGUCUGUUCCACCGCCGGCUGAUGCAGCGCAGACACAAACACAGCGACAGCGAGCUGAAGUUCCUGUUACACAGGCUGACUGUGAUUGGCCGUCUCUCGUGUGAAGCGGCUGACAGGAGGACGGUGGGAGAUCACUUGGAGAGGCUGAUGGUCAGUCUGCAGAGGAGAAGUGCUGGAGAAGACGUCACCGGUCUCCUGCUGAUCUACCCUCGACACACACUGCUCGUCAUCGAGUGUUCGACCGAAGCUCUGCUGUCUGUCCUGCAAGACCUGAGACACAUGGAGGAAAACAGCGGCCCGAUCCUGGAGCCCCGAGUCCUGCUGGUGUCCCAUGACCUCCCCAGCAGACUCUUCCAGCGCUGGAACUACAAGCUUCUGGAUGAGUCUGACAGCCAGCGGACGCUCGUCUCAGACGAACAGAGCCCGGAGAAACUCUUGAGCGACACCCUGCAUCAGAUCCUGCGGCUCGGACACCACCUCUUCAACAAAACACACCUGAUCACGGGAUCUAAAGUGAUUCCUGAUGAAGUGCUGAAGGACGCGUCGGAUGCGGUUCCUCCUCAGGCCGCGGUGUCUCGUCUGCUCCAGAUGGAGGCGCUGUUGAGUCCUGCGCGCUACAUCAGCACGUAUCAUUCACCGCUACACCAGCGCCUGGACUCCGGACAUGUUUUUGGGAGUUUUCGUCCCACGACAGUGUAGGUUUGGAUUUAGGGUCAGGAGGUACGUCUUGUUUGAGAUUCUGCAGUGCAUGCAAACAUCAGACCGCAUGCGUGCAUGAGAAACUACAACAUACCAAAGCAAGACAAAUCACUCCUCAGAUGUUUCUCUUGAGAAAAAGUGCCAAGAUUAGUCAAAAAUCUCAAUAUGAUCUUUUCAUGAAAUGUCUAUCGGAAUUCAUUUCAUAGCUUUAUAUGCUGGCAGCUCAUCGAGUCUGUUUUAGGAGAAACAUCUGAGAUAAAGUGAGACUCCUUUAAUUCUCCUCUUUUUGGAGACUCAUUCAACUUCGACUCUUCAACUCUGACAGUCUUUAUUUAUUCUCAUCUCAUCUAACCAUCAACUAACUCCAUGAAUGUUUCCAUGAACCCACUACUUUUGAUAUACUCUGUAAUCUGGUUUAACUAACGCACAUUCGUUUGCAUAUGUCAUUAAUAUUUGUAAUUUUUGUGUAUUUUGACAGAAUCUGUGUGGCCUGCAAUGGAACAUCUUCAGAUUAUUUGAACAACUUUAUUAAUACAUUUAAACAUUUUCUACUUUUUACCUCAAAAGGUUUUGGUAAUGCUUAAAGCCGUUAAAUACAAUGCAUUAUUUUAAUGCAUUAAUUAUGAAUUGUAAUGCACCUAAUAAUGCAUUGCAUGAUCUCAUGAAUAACUGUAACCACAAUUAUAAUAUAACUAUACUUAUCUAUUAAUUGUUACACCUUUAGAUAGUAUAAUGCAUUAAAACACAAUUUCAGAUGUAACAAUCUGCAAAUAUUACAAUGCAUUUAACUUUACAAUUACAUAUAAUACAUUAUGAAUACCUUUAUAAUGCAUUACACAUAAACUGAUCUAGUUUAUUUUUUAAUAUUACAUUUUUUUUUAAAUCAUGGUAUUAUUAUGUUAUAUCAAAGAAAUAAAUGUGUGUCUUCAUAAUUUUUCAGCAAAAUGUGAUUUUGUAACUUGCUAAAUUUUUGAAACAACUUUCCUCUUCAGAAUCUAAUCUAGACUUAGAUUAGAUUCACCAAAAGCCAAAUAGAUAUUGAGUUGUUUUAGUAAACAAACAUUCAGUUA